This is a messenger RNA of Ostertagia ostertagi, 711 nucleotides long. Lineage: Eukaryota; Metazoa; Nematoda; Chromadorea; Rhabditida; Trichostrongylidae. The record is from the annotation of a GenBank genome assembly.
AUGAAACGGUUCCUUUUCGUGUUACUCGUUGUUGGAGUUACCCGGGCCUGUCAACCAGUGCCGGCACCGUCUGGGGGUUUUGCUGGUUAUACUGUCCCACACAAACAAAGAGCGAACAUCAAGUUAGUCACCAUCGUUGACUACGAUAAGGAAAAGGUCCCACAAUACAUGGGCUAUUUCCCUGCAACUCGUGUGUCGCAAUGGAUGAAAGAAGUCGUAGAAAAGGGGCAGUACUACAAAAAUGCGCCUGUAGAAUGCAUCCACCCUCAGACUACACCAACAGAACCGAAAACAACGGCAGAAGAAACGGCAACAGCUACAACAGCGCAGUCGCGACCAGUGGUGCCAGAAGCAGCUACAGAAGAAGAGGAAACGCAUCCAAACACAGAGCCAGAGCCGAAAACAACGGCAGAAGAAACGGCAACAGCUACAACAGCGCAGUCGCGACCAGUGGUGUCGCAAUGGAUGAAAGAAGUCGUAGAAAAGGGGCAGUACUACAAAAAAGCGCCUGUAGAAUGCAUCCACAAUCAGACUACACCAACAGAACCGAAAACAACGGCAGAAGAAACGGCAACAGCUACAACAGCAGUCGCGACCAGUGGUGCCAGAAGCAGCUACAGAAGAAGAGGAAACGCAUCCAAAUACAAAGCCAACGCAGGAGUAAUCCAGGAUUACCGUGGAAUCAGCGUUUCUUUGUGGAAUAAAUCUUGA